AGGGUUGAUCCCGCGUAGUUAGAAACGGCUGGUCUGUUCACUUCGAUCUUUACAUCGCUCGCAGUAUUAUUCUCCGGACCAGACACCUUCGCCGAGUGCGUCGCGGAAAGGGAGCCAGAGUUCCGUGUAUAAUUUUCACGUCCUAAGGAUGAGGGCACACCCGACGUUCUUGUUAUGCGUGCUGAGCUCAUUGUCGCUCGUUCAGGCCGGCACGUAUCACUACUAUGACCAACCCGUGAAGAGAGGGUUGUUGGACCAGCUGCUCGGCGGUCUGGGUGUUGGCGGUGGCGACAACAACGGCAAUGGACAAGCGAAGAAGGGCAAAGGACAAAAUGGUGCCGUCACCAUCACCGAGACACUAAAGCAGACGAUCACUGUGGGAGCCGGAGCGCUCGCUGGAGUUAAUGGCACGGCGGCGGCAGCUACGAAGACCGUAACUGUGACCAAGACCGAGAAAGUUGCCGGCGCUGCUGCUGGCACUAAUGCACGAGCCCAGCUAUCCUUCGUAACCACGACCGUCAAAGGGACAGGCAAGGCGGCAACCGUAACGAUGACAGCCCUCGCCUCGACCGUGACUCAGGUCUCGACGAUCAUGCAAGUGUCUACCGUAACCAUGAUCCAGAUGAUUGCCUGCGGUACGACCGCCGCCGCCGUCCCUGCCUCUCAGGCCUCACUUGUCGCGUCCAGCGCCGCCGCUGUUGCCUCCUCUAAAGCAGCUGCCGCCUCGUCAGCUGCCCAGGUAGCAACUUCCGCCGCACAGGUAGCGACCUCAUCUGCCGCUGUGGCAAGUACGAGCGCCGCAGCCAAGGCUUCUUCUUCAUCAGCAGUAGUAGUCGCCCCUAGUUCAUCCGUCGCCGCGACUUCCUCCGUUGCCGCAACCUCCGCUGCUGCUUCAUCCGCUGCCACAUCCGCCGCUACAUCCGCCGCUACAUCUGCUGCCGCCGUCGUAUCCUCUUCAACCAGCAGCACCACCGCAGCCGCAGCAACCACAAGCGCUGCAUCUUCGCUCCAACUCCCCGAAGUCGCCUCCACGUCCACCUCCGCGACCCAAGCCGCCGCCAUCACCACGCCCCUCGCAGCGCAGUCCUCGCUCUCGUUACCGGUCGAAACACCGCCCGUAGCCAACAACGCCGGAGGCGCACCCGCACCCGCGAUUACCGCCGCGACUACGUUUUCCGGAGCGAACGCAGGACCCUCGAUUGAUUUGAGCGGAAUCCCAUUGACGAAUGUCCUGACUCUUGGACUUCUCGGUUAAGCGCCCGAGCAUAAUCUAGGGGUAAUUUGAAAACAGGAUGUGUAAGGAGGCUAGGACUGUGCGAGUAUAGGCCCGGCGAGGCGGAGCGGUAUAGACAGGAGAUUGGGAAGAGAGGAAAUACCCCGUGUUGAUCGAUAGUCGAAGUCCCCGGACUUUGGUUUUCGAGCUGUAAAAUUAAU
Annulohypoxylon maeteangense is the source of this 1434-nucleotide messenger RNA. RefSeq lists its product as uncharacterized. The record is from RefSeq and is a predicted model, not a curated record. Lineage: Eukaryota; Fungi; Ascomycota; Sordariomycetes; Xylariales; Hypoxylaceae. The transcript is spliced from 3 exons. The coding region runs from base 149 to 1255 and encodes 368 amino acids.